This is a messenger RNA of Aspergillus caelatus, 1173 nucleotides long. RefSeq names its product major facilitator superfamily domain-containing protein. Bases 1 to 1173 code for a protein of 390 amino acids. NCBI's taxonomy places the organism in Eukaryota, Fungi, Ascomycota, Eurotiomycetes, Eurotiales, Aspergillaceae. The transcript has 5 exons. Gene Ontology annotation, cellular component: membrane. The record is from RefSeq and is a predicted model, not a curated record. Gene Ontology annotation, molecular function: transmembrane transporter activity. Gene Ontology annotation, biological process: transmembrane transport.
AUGAUUCUUGUAGGCCUCGCCGUUCCUAUAAUCAACUUGACGACGUCUCUAUUCUGUCGCGAUUACGUCUCAUCUCCAUGGCUUGGCCUUUUGUCCGACCUCCAUGGCAGGACCCGGAUGAUCGCUCUAGGCGCAUUGGGCGCUGUAUUCGACACGGCCAUCGCCCUCAUCGUGGUAUCUUAUCCACAACAAAUAUCGUUUAAGAUACUUCUGGUUGGGGCCGCGAUAGGUGGGUUAGGUGGGUUGUUUACUGCGAUGCAGGCUCUAAUCUACUCCUACACCUCGGAUUGUACACCUCCGCAUCCACGAAGUGUGACAUUUGGACUACUUCAAGGCACCCAAUUCUGUGGAAUUGCCUUAGGGACCAGUGGCCAAACCUAUUUCAUCAAUAAUACAGGCGGUACUUUGCCUGUCUUCAAAAUUGGGCUUUUAUUCCAUGUGAUAUUUUGUCUGGCGAUUCGUUUCAUCGUCCCCGAAUCCCUCUCUAAGGAGAGACAGCAGGCUGCUCACGAUCAACACCGCGCUAAGAGGGCAGACCCAGACCCAAGUAACGCAAUGUGCUUCUCCUGGAAGCCAUUCAACCCGAUGAACCUCAUUGCAUCACUCAGCAUCCUUCUUCCUGCUGCUUGGAAACCCAGUGUCUUGUUCCCUAACCACCAAGGUGCCAGUGCUACCUUUUUUGUGUUUGGUGGUGUUACGGGUACCGUGCAGGUCAUCAUCGUUUAUGCCGAGUACAUGUUUGACUGGGGAAAUGUGGAAUCUAGUCUCUAUGUAUCGAUCGUUAAUGCCGUCCGCGCGGUGGUCCUGGUUUUUGGGUGUGACACACUGGUAAUUGUCCUCAUCCGCCUGUCGAUCGUUUGUGAUGUCGUGGGCUACAUCGGCUACGCAUUGUCGAAGUAUUCAUUUAUGUAUGGGCUACAUUCAUCUCUGACCAAGCAUGUGUCUCACGAACGCAUCGGCCACUUGUUCGGGGUCAUGGGGCUCUUGUAUGCUCUCGCUCGCAUCAUCGCGCCGACAUUCUUCAAGCUAAUCUACAGUUUCACAGUCGCAACCUACCCCCAGGCGGGGUUUAUGUUCCUCAUAAUUUUAUUAGGGGUCUUAUCCUGCAUGGGCUUAUUGGUCCAACCACAUGGUACGUGUUCCCUCACUUCUUUGGAAACAUCAACUAAUUGA